GCUCUUGCUUUGUGGUAAGUCACAUUCUGAUUAAAAUAGAAAUGCUUUUUCCUUGGUAAGGAUCAUCUUUUCAUGCCGAUUGCAUCAGUGCAGAUUUCCUUAUUUACUCUUUCUCUUCUCAAAUUUCCAUUUUUUUCUUUAUCUCUCCCACUCCCACUCAUAAAAUUAGUUUUGUCUUUCUUUCCCCAAAAAUCUUUACUUAAAAUCUUUUUCACCCUUUUGCUUUAACUUUUGUUUGCUCCUCCUCUGGAUCGUAUCAGUAAACUGGAAGAAGAAAUUGUGAGAAAAAAUGGAGAAAACCAAGAUGAUUACGUCUAUGACCUGUUGAAGAAACCCUACUCAGAAUAAGAGUAAAACUCUGUGAUUUUUCUGACUAACAGAGAGAGAGACACCUAAAUGGGCUCAGAGCAGGAUCAGGUUUCUGUUUAAUUCUCUCUAUUUUCGUUUGAUUUCGACUUCUUGAGCUUUUACUUCUCUCUGUCUCAGUUCUAACUUCUUCAGAUUUUAAAGCUUUCGUUUUUUUGGCAAGUUGUUUUUUUUUCCUACUUAGAUCUGACUACUCCGACUCUGUUCACACUAAUGUUCGUUAGGGUUUAUGUUGAAUCUCUCCUUUGAUCAUUAUGUUAUUGUAAAAAUCCCAGCUUUAUGCUAAAUCGAGCUAGUGAUUCUUGAGAAUUGAACAAAAAAGUUUUACAUUUUUCUGAAUUGCCAUUCAAUUAGAAGAAGAAAAAAUUCAACCUUUUACUGGUUAUGAUCUAGAUUCGAUGCGUGUAAGCUAUAAGAUCACCAUUUCGUGCUUUAGAUCCAUAAUCAUUGAUUCACUAUAUGGCAAUUAUCUUCUUGCUUCACAGAUCUCUUUUACACUUACAUGUCAAGUGUCUGAGUGUGUGUGUGUGUCCUUUUGCAGAGGAAAAGGUGGGGAGGUUGUUUAGGAGUGUUCUCUUGUUUCAAGUCACAAAAAGGUGGAAAAAGAAUUGUACCUGCUUCUCGCAUUCCUGAAGGUGGCAAUGUCUCAGCUUCACAACCUAAUGGAGCUCAUCAAGCUGGUGUCUUAAAUAAUCAAGCUGCAGGAGGGAUUAAUCUAUCACUAUUGGCUCCACCUUCCUCUCCUGCUUCCUUCACCAAUUCAGCUCUUCCUUCAACUACUCAGUCUCCAAACUGCUACUUAUCUCUGGCUGCAAAUUCACCGGGAGGUCCUUCGUCGAGUAUGUAUGCCACUGGACCAUAUGCUCAUGAAACCCAAUUAGUCUCACCGCCUGUUUUCUCUACUUUCACCACCGAGCCAUCGACUGCUCCUUUCACUCCUCCUCCAGAGCUUGCACGUCUGACUGCCCCUUCUUCACCUGAUGUACCUUAUGCUCGUUUCUUGACUUCCUCCAUGGAUCUCAAGAACUCUGGUAAAGGUCAUUACAAUGAUCUUCAAGCUACUUAUUCUCUUUAUCCCGGAAGUCCAGCCAGUGCUCUUAGAUCACCAAUCUCUCGGGCUUCGGGAGAUGGGUUAUUGUCGCCUCAAAAUGGUAAAUGCUCAAGGAGUGAUUCUGGCAACACAUUCGGGUAUGACACAAAUGGAGUCUCAACACCUUUGCAGGAGUCAAACUUCUUCUGUCCUGAAACUUUUGCCAAGUUUUACCUGGAUCACGACCCUUCAGUUCCUCAAAACGGUGGAAGAUUAAGCGUGUCGAAGGAUUCAGAUGUGUAUCCUACAAAUGGAUAUGGAAACGGGAACCAGAAUAGGCAGAACAGAAGUCCCAAGCAAGACAUGGAGGAGUUAGAAGCUUACAGGGCGUCCUUUGGUUUUAGUGCAGAUGAAAUCAUCACAACUAGUCAGUAUGUAGAGAUCACUGAUGUGAUGGAUGGGUCUUUUAACACAUCAGCUUACUCUCCAAGCGAUGGACAAAAGCUUCUCAGAAGAGAAGCAAAUUUGCUGAGUCAAACAAGCCCCAAAUCAGAAGCCGAUCUUGAUUCACAAGUUGUAGACUUCCAAUCACCAAAGUCAUCAAAUAGCUACAAAGAUCACAAACAAAGAAACCGGAUCCAUGCGGAUGAAGAGGCUUUAUUGUCGAGAGUGGGGUCUGUAAAAGGAAGCAGAAGCUAUCAUAUUUCAAGCUCUGAUGCAGAGGUCGAGUACAGAAGAGGAAGAAGCUUAAGGGAAAGCAGAGAGAACAGACACAGGAAAGCCUGAUCAAGAACAACAACAACAAGAAGAAGAAAGCCUGAUCUGUUCUUAAAGUCUUCUAAGGUCUAAAAAGUUGAUCUUGUGAUGCUAACUCUUGAGAUAAGAAGUCUAGUUUUUAAGUAUAUAUAGAUAUAUAUAAAUAUAAUUACAGAUGGUUUUUUAGUAGAAUGAUGUUAUAUAUAAGAAGAGAGCAAGGGUGAGAAAGUGAAUGCUUGUUUUUUAGUUUGACAUGGCUUUUUUGUAAGACCCCAUCUUUUAUCUAAUUGCACCAAUCUGUUUGAGCUUCUUUAGUCUCUUUUUAAUGCAUUUGUUAACAACAACUUAAGAUGUUAGAUUGGAGAACUUGUGAAUGUUGUUAAUUCUUGAUUUUUCUAUAUCAACACUAAAGUUUUACAUUAUGUUUU
This is a messenger RNA of Arabidopsis thaliana (thale cress), 2580 nucleotides long. Its product is annotated as hydroxyproline-rich glycoprotein family protein. The transcript is spliced from 2 exons. The record is from RefSeq and is marked reviewed. The coding region runs from base 1208 to 2182 and encodes 324 amino acids. NCBI's taxonomy places the organism in Eukaryota, Viridiplantae, Streptophyta, Magnoliopsida, Brassicales, Brassicaceae.